CUUUUUUUUUUUGGAAAAAGAAAAAGCCAUUAAUUAUUUGUCCAACACACUCCCUCCCAAUAUACACUUUCAUUCAGUUUAAGCCUCCGCAUGCUCUCCGGUGAUCCCCAUAAAGCCUUCGCAUGCUCUCUGGUGAUCCCCUUAAAGCCUCCUCUUCCACUUCUCCUCGCGGUUUUUCCUUCCUCCACCACCAUCGUCAACCACUACCUAAGAAUAGUUUUCGGAGAGUUUCUCUAAUUUGUAAAGGUCUUAUUUCGGUACCUGAAUAAAAAUAUACAAUCAGAAUAUCAGACAGAGCAGAUGGAUGUAGAAAUGACUUCAUCGCUGCCUUCAAAUCCAGUUGUGAAUUCCGAGAGAUCAUUGGUUCGAAGAAAAAAGAAGAAGAAAAUCCAAAGCCAAAUCCAUGGAGAUAAUUUGAAUAAUAAUCAGAAUCAAAAUUCUGCAAUUGAAUGGAAAUCUGAAUCUCAGCAACAUACUUACUCAUCAAAGCUGCUUCAAGCGCUGCGCCAGGUUCGGCUCAACGGCUCACAAUCUCAAACCACCACUCCAAAGCGCGGCCGAGCUGUCCGUGAAGCCGCCGAUAGAGUACUAGCCACCACUGGCAAAGGCCGCUCCCGCUGGAGCCGCGCGAUUCUCACUAAUCGGCUCAAGCUCAAGUUUCUCAAGAAGAAUAACAUCACCAAACGACAGAGAAAUGUGAUGGUGGUUACCACCGGGAAGAGCCGGCCAAAGAAGAAAUCAAAAGUGAGCAUUUUCCGUUUGAAAUCAAAGAGUUUACCAGCGGUUAACCGGAAAGUUCGCAUUCUCGGUCGGUUGGUUCCCGGUUGCAGGAAAGAGCCUUUACCGGUGAUUUUAGAGGAGGCUAGUGAUUAUAUACCAGCUCUUGAAAUGCAAAUUCGAGCCAUGAGCGCUUUGACGGAGCUGCUUUCUGUUUCUGGCGGCUCUUCUUCUUUUUCCAGCGGGGCUGCGGCUUCUGGUGGUCCAACUGACCAGCCUGGCUCGAGCCGGUCUCACCCUAGCUGAAAUGUGUUUUUUACGCAUAUUUUAUUUUUAUUUUUUUGUUUUCAAAAAUAUUCUCCUUCUUCAUGAAUAUUCAACUGUGAAUUCGUUCAAAGAAGAAAUUUCCCGUGAAUUAUAUUUCCAUUUUUCUUGAAAAGAAUUUUAUGACAUAGUUUUGAAUCAAUCCUCGAAAUCUCCACUUCAAUACAACAAAACAACCCUCAAUCAAUUGCGACAAAGUAAAUUAAUAACAUUAUUUUGAUUUUAGUAUAAUAUUUUUUGGUAAUUGGAAGGAGGAAAUAAUGUGGGGUUUGGUGCAAGGAAUCUUCUUUAUUCACGUGGUGGGGAACUUUUACAUUGUGCUUUAUUGUCGUUUUGAAUAUGUGAGUCUUGAAUCUCUUCCCCAUAUUUGACAACAUCAAGUUUCUUGAAAUGCACCCUCUUGUAUCGUAAGCUUAUUAGUAAAGAGUAGCCAAUUGGCUUUAUUUUUUA
This is a messenger RNA of Olea europaea var. sylvestris, 1491 nucleotides long. RefSeq names its product transcription factor bHLH148. NCBI's taxonomy places the organism in Eukaryota, Viridiplantae, Streptophyta, Magnoliopsida, Lamiales, Oleaceae. Gene Ontology annotation, molecular function: protein dimerization activity. The transcript has 2 exons. Gene Ontology annotation, biological process: regulation of DNA-templated transcription. The record is from RefSeq and is a predicted model, not a curated record. The coding region runs from base 301 to 1023 and encodes 240 amino acids.